Molecule: messenger RNA, 471 nt
Organism: Nymphalis io (European peacock)
Lineage: Eukaryota; Metazoa; Arthropoda; Insecta; Lepidoptera; Nymphalidae
Product: isoniazid-induced protein IniB-like
Exons: 3
Coding region: 14-424 (136 amino acids)
Source: RefSeq, a predicted model, not a curated record
ACGAGCCAGCAAGAUGAAGUUUAUUAUAUUGGCCUUUUUCUCUUACGCCGUUAUGCUCGAAGCGUAUCCACACGAUGGAAUUGGUUUAUUUGGCCAAAGAAUUGGCUCUGGAAUCGGUAGUGGCGUUGGCGUUGGCGUUGGUAGAGGCGUUGGUUUUGGAAUUAAUGGCGUGGAAACGAUUGGACUUGGAGCAUUAGGAUUAGGGUUGGGUGCGGCAGAACUGGGAAGUGGUUUAGUCGAAGGAGUAGGAACCGGAUUAUCUACUGGUUUAGGAGCCGGAUUGGGCCUCGCAGGUGUUUAUGAUGGAGUACAAAGAUACGAGAGCAGUGGUCGUCGUCAGCAACAGCAGUAUCAGCAUAGCAGACAAGGAUACAACAAUCGAGGACAACAUCAAAACCCAGGCCCCUAUGUCAGCAGAAUCUAGCAGAAAGAUUAACAGAACGAGAACGGUCGGCUCUAGCAACACUUCAC